AUGUCGGACUCGGAGCUGUCGCAGAGCACGGUGGUGUUCGGGCUCCACCUGUGGGAGCUCGUCGGCAUCGGCGUCGGCGCGGCGUUCGUGCUCCUCCUCGUCCUCCUCUCGCUGCUCUGCCUCGUCGCCUCACGCCGCCGCCGCCGGCGGCGAGGGGUCGCCGUGGCGACCCCCGUGCUCCACCUCGCCACCGCCGUCGCGCCGCCCAAGCACCCCGGCAAGCCGCCCAAGGACAUCCAGGAGGUGCCCUCCCGCGCCGCCGCCGCCGCCGCGGCGCCCAAGGCGCAGCCGGCGCAGGUAAUCCAGGCGCCGCCGCCGCAGCCGCCGCCGUCGGAAUCCAUCCAGAUCGAGACGGGCAAGGAGCACCGCAUCACGUUCCGGGAGCAGCAGCAUCAGCCGCCGCAGCCGCCGCCCUACCACCAGCGGAGCGGGGGCCCCUCGUCGCGCGGCGGCAGCGGGGAGAGCCGCGGCGGCGGCGGUGGCGGCGGCGGCGGCGGCGCGGAGCCCGGCGUGCCCGAGGUGUCCCACCUCGGGUGGGGCCACUGGUACACGCUCAAGGAGCUGGAGGACGCGACGGCCAUGUUCGCCGACGAGAAGGUGAUCGGCGAGGGCGGCUACGGCAUCGUGUACCACGGCGUGCUCGAGGACGGCACGCAGGUCGCCGUCAAGAACCUGCUCAACAACAGGGGGCAGGCAGAGAGGGAGUUCAAGGUUGAGGUGGAAGCGAUUGGGCGGGUGCGGCACAAGAACCUGGUUCGGCUGCUGGGAUACUGCGCCGAGGGUAACCAAAGGAUGCUUGUGUACGAGUAUGUCAAUAAUGGAAACUUAGAGCAAUGGCUCCAUGGUGAUGUUGGUCCCGUAAGCCCUCUCACAUGGGAUAUGAGAAUGAAGAUUAUACUAGGAACAGCAAAAGGCUUAAUGUAUCUGCAUGAGGGACUUGAGCCAAAGGUGGUUCAUCGUGAUGUCAAGUCGAGCAACAUCCUCCUUGACAAGACCUGGAAUGCUAAGCUUUCUGAUUUUGGGCUAGCAAAGCUUUUGGGCUCAGAGAGGAGUUAUGUAACAACCAGAGUUAUGGGGACAUUUGGGUACGUAGCUCCAGAGUAUGCUGGUACUGGCAUGUUAAAUGAAACUAGUGAUGUCUAUAGUUUUGGAAUUCUUAUCAUGGAAAUAAUAUCUGGUCGGGUACCAGUGGAUUACAACAGACCACCAGGGGAGGUUAAUCUUGUUGAAUGGCUGAAGACAAUGGUGAGCAACCGAAACUCUGAAGGGGUUUUGGAUCCAAAGAUGACUGAGAAGCCUACUUCUAGGGCACUGAAGAAGGCUUUGUUAGUAGCUCUGCGAUGUGUAGACCCAGAAGCCCGUAAGAGGCCAAAGAUUGGGCAUGUCAUUCACAUGCUUGAAGUUGAUGAUUUUCCCUACAGAGAUGAACGUCGCGGUGGCAAAGCUCCAGGUCAAGUGAAAUCGGGAGAAAUACCGCCAGUUGAAGCUGGUGAUAGCAGCGGGAACAAUACGCCAAAAGAAACACCAAAAGGUCAACCGAAAGAUGAACCUUUCAAGUGGAGAAAUCAAGCGGCGGCCUAGCUAUUAGCAAGAUGGUGAUUCUUCUGAAUUCAGUAAGACGACGAUUUUUCUGAAUUCUUACACCUGAUCAAGAAACCGAAUGCCGCAAACUUGCAAACAGCUCAUUUGCUGCUCGUUAGUUGGGUUGGGGCACGGAAACAUGGAACGCGCCGAGAUCGUGAGAGCAUCUGUACAUUAUUGGGUUAGUAUGUUAGCCAUAGCGAUUUUUUGGUUGGUUUAUUUGGUUAUAUUUAUGUACUAAGUGAUAAUUCUUGUAUGACAAAUUCAUGUUACUCUUGAGGUAAAAGUUGAUGAGCGGUGCUUAGAUAAAACCUUCCAUGUAGCAAUAUAUCCCCCAAAUGCCAGUUUGCUCAUCAGUCAUCAUACAAUGCUCAGUUUCUUA
Molecule: messenger RNA, 1963 nt
Organism: Oryza sativa Japonica Group (Japanese rice)
Lineage: Eukaryota; Viridiplantae; Streptophyta; Magnoliopsida; Poales; Poaceae
Product: probable serine/threonine-protein kinase At1g01540
Biological process (GO): protein phosphorylation
Molecular function (GO): ATP binding; protein kinase activity
Source: RefSeq, a predicted model, not a curated record